AUGGUCGUCGCAACAAUCAAAUGUGUGGUCGUCGGUGACGGUGCUGUCGGCAAGACAUGUCUGCUCAUCAGCUACACCACAAACAAGUUCCCUUCCGAAUAUGUUCCCACUGUCUUCGAUAAUUAUGCCGUUACUGUCAUGAUCGGUGAUGAGCCGUAUACACUCGGUCUCUUCGAUACCGCUGGACAAGAAGAUUAUGACCGACUCCGCCCACUCUCCUACCCACAAACUGACGUCUUCCUCGUUUGCUUCUCCGUCACGUCACCCGCCUCCUUUGAGAACGUCCGGGAGAAGUGGUUUCCUGAAGUACACCACCACUGCCCUGGCGUGCCCUGCCUGAUCGUCGGCACCCAGACCGAUUUAAGAGAUGACCCGAGUGUAAGGGAAAAGCUGGGAAAGCAGAAGAUGAGUCCGGUCAGGAAGGAGGACGGCGAGAAGAUGGCGAGGGAGUUGGGCGCCGUCAAGUACGUUGAGUGUAGUGCGUUGACGCAAUACAAGUUGAAGGAUGUCUUUGAUGAGGCAAUCGUAGCAGCUCUCGAACCCCCGGCGACCAAAAAGCCAAAACGACACUGUUUAAUUCUUUAG
Molecule: messenger RNA, 585 nt
Organism: Amorphotheca resinae ATCC 22711
Lineage: Eukaryota; Fungi; Ascomycota; Leotiomycetes; Helotiales; Amorphothecaceae
Exons: 4
Coding region: 1-585 (194 amino acids)
Biological process (GO): small GTPase-mediated signal transduction
Molecular function (GO): GTP binding; GTPase activity
Source: RefSeq, a predicted model, not a curated record